AUGGGUGGAGCUCAUUCACAAGCGCCAGGUGAUGCCAAACUUGGAAAACUUUCAGAAAGACCAACAGCAACGGCUCGUUUGGCUGUUGAGGAGGACCCGAAGGCUUCAGGCACCACUCAGAAGACUGUCGGGAAACCUCCACCACUUCCGAGUGGGACCGCCCUAACGGUGACGCCUGGGAAGGCUGCCAACGAGUCUGGGCAUCCCGCUGCUGAGUCAUCAUCUGCAGCAGAGAUAGCUCAGGCUAAGACAGCCAGGGAAAUUGUGCGUCCCACUGCACUGUCACCCGCCACAGAGAUAGCUCAGACGAAAACCGCCAAAGAGUUUGUACGUCCCAAUGUUAUGCCAUCACCGGAAACUGAAAUCGCCCAGACGAAAACCGCCAGGGAAUUUGCGCGUCCGAAGCCUCCAUCUGCAAGAGAUGCCCUAACGAAAACUGCCAAGGAAUUUCGCCAGAAGUUGCCCUUUGCAGGGGUCGCGAAGACCCCAACAAAAGGUUCCAACAAGGCCAAGAAAACGAAACCAUUGGAAGAAGCUACUGCAAUAGAAAUAUCGGAAAAGAAGAUCGAGCGCAAGGACACUAUAGCAAAAGCAGCAGCCACGGCGGUGGAAAAAUCAGCUAAAACAGCUAAGGAAAUCAAGCCGCCCAAACCAAAACCGCAAGAUCUGCCGGAGCCGAAGAAAGAACCCUUGGCUCCAAAGCCGCCACCUAUACCUCAGACCCCUACCGAAUUCGCUCAAGCAAAACUUCCUGCUGGAACAAAAGGGGCCUUAUCAUCGGGGCCACCACCUGCCGUAGUUGCCACUAAAGCACCACCUGCAACAGGUCAGAAACCGGCAGGAACCCCGGUGGCCACUACCGCUAUAUUACAGGAAGCUCCUAGUGGAACCCAGGUAGCUCCUCAGGCUAAAGGACCGCAAGAAACCAAGGCUACAAGUCAACCGUCUGCAACUCCAGCCGUCGGUGCUAAAAAGGAACCGAAACCCUCGGUACUACAAGCUGCCAGUGGUACUCCUCCAGAAACGAAGGCAGCAACCCAGCCGUCUGCGUCCCCUGCAGUCGGUGCCAAAAAGGAACCCACGGAUAAGAAACCAACUGGUAGUACAAGCUGCCAAUGGAACCCCAGCAGAAGCGAAGGCAGCAUCCCAACCGUCUGUGACGCCAGCGGCUGGUGUUAA
Messenger RNA from Cooperia oncophora, 1179 nucleotides. NCBI's taxonomy places the organism in Eukaryota, Metazoa, Nematoda, Chromadorea, Rhabditida, Trichostrongylidae. The record is from the annotation of a GenBank genome assembly.